Messenger RNA from Amaranthus tricolor (Joseph's coat), 642 nucleotides. RefSeq lists its product as uncharacterized. The record is from RefSeq and is a predicted model, not a curated record. NCBI's taxonomy places the organism in Eukaryota, Viridiplantae, Streptophyta, Magnoliopsida, Caryophyllales, Amaranthaceae. The transcript has 3 exons.
UGCUUCGACUUCGAUUUUUCCCCCUUUUCUUCCCCAAUCCAAAUUUUUAUCGAAAUUCUAUACCAAUGGGAAAUUAUUUCUUAUCUUCCUUUCUUCGAACCUUUUGGUAUGUAUUGUCCCCUAACUAUAGAUCAGAUCCACCGGACGAGAAACUCAAUUCCGCACUGCUGCUGAGUCGUCGGACUUAUCCAAAAAGGGAUUUUUAGAAUUUCUUUAGAUUGCCGCUCUCUUUUGAGUAUGCAGGUACUAAGAAUCCUCUCACUACCAACCAGCAGACAUCAUCUGGCUGGGUCUUGCCGAGGAGAUCGGAGCAAGAGAGAACGCCUAGACGAUGUUUUUCUUCCUGGGCUGCAGUAAGUAGAUCGAGAGGUCGUUCCGCCCCCUGUCCCCGAAUAUUGGUAAUAUGUUCUCAUACAAUGUUGCUCCAAUCUGACCUAGCUGGCGAGCGAUCCCAGUUCGCGGCAGAGAACAAGACAACAAGCGAGCGUACCUUUGUUCGCUUCUUCUCCACCAAGCACGGAAGUUUAAGGAUAACUGUUGGUCGGUGGCUACCUAAGGAAACUCCGAUUCGAUCCGCCCCCCGGCUGGAAGGCAUCUACCUCAUCACGAUCACAAGGAGAGGUUCACCAUGAUGGGGGGUAC